GAUUGCGUUUGGCAGUUGCCUCUUGAGGAUGCUUCUUUUAUAAUAAACAAGCAAAAAAAGAUUUGAAAUUUCCUUUUAAAAUAAUAAAUUAAGGAUCCAAUUUUUAUAAGGAAUUGAUGCACAUUGAACUUUGCCAGCGGGUGGGCAAAAAGCUUGAAUUUACAGCCAAAAUUCUGCAUUUAACGGUCCCCGAGUUCCAGUGAUUCCCAGUGAGUAUGUAAAUCAGCGAGGAUCAGGAACACUCCAUGGGCUAUUCACAUGAAAUGUCAUAAAUUUAUAAAUUAAAUUAUACAGUUCAAUUUUCAUAACAACGUCAAAAAUAAAUUUGUCAUAAUAAUAUACAAUUAUAAUUAUACAUCAAUUAUUCUAUUGGAAAAAAGAAAUCAAGAUUUAUAAAGUGAACAAAGAAUGAUCAAAGAAACAAGUAAAGAUACAUUUUCUCAACAAUUAAUAUCCGAAAUUAAACGAUGGAGAACUGAAAUUAUUUUAGAUUUACAUACAACCCCAUUGAAUUUAAGUGAUUGUAUGUACGUGGCAGCUUUUAUAACCUACUGCAUCAUAAUUUGUUUGCUGCUCGUAAAAUUGAAAACAAACAGUGACAAUAAACGUAAAUUACAAAGAACUAAAGUCUACAAUUCUGACGUUUGUCCAAUCUGUUUGAGCGAAUUAAUGAUUCCUGUAAGAAUCAGUUGUGGUCAUGCAUACUGUGCUUCGUGUAUCAUUAAAUAUUUCGAGUACAUUUUAAAAAGAGGCAAAGUGGAAUGUCCGAUGUGUAAAGAAACUAUUAAAGAAGCAAAAUUGUUGAAUACGAGUGCAAUGAUUUCAAUUGGUGACGCAUACGAUGUUCAAAUGCGUAUAAAGAAAUUACUUGAAAAAGCCAAGAUUAUACAAGUCAGGCGCAGUAUUCGUUCAGUAACAAGAAAAUUAAGACUCGUUUAUCGACUUUUAGAAGCCCAAAAUGAUUUUUAAUCGUAUACACUACGUAUUGUUAAUAUCGUAUUAUUGAUUGUUAGUAAGAUUACACGUUUUUAAUAUUAAUAAAUAUUGCCAGGUGGAUUUAUCCAAA
Messenger RNA from Onthophagus taurus, 1066 nucleotides. NCBI's taxonomy places the organism in Eukaryota, Metazoa, Arthropoda, Insecta, Coleoptera, Scarabaeidae. The record is from RefSeq and is a predicted model, not a curated record.